AUGGAUCUCGAUCGCGACCAGCUCUCCAUCAACGCCAUCCGCGUCCUCUCCAUGGACGCCGUGCAACAAGCAAACUCCGGUCACCCUGGCGCUCCCAUGGGGCUCGCCGCCACCGCCUACACCCUGUGGACGCGGCACCUGAGCUUCGACGCGAAGAACCCCGAGUGGGCAAACCGCGAUCGCUUCGUCCUCUCCAAUGGCCACGCCUCCAUGCUGCUCUACUCGCUGCUGCAUCUGUCGGGCUUCGAGGCGAUGACGAUGGAGCAGAUCAAGAACUUCCGACAGUGGGGAUCGCUCACACCAGGACACCCCGAAGCAGAGCUCACCCCCGGCGUCGAGGUCACCACCGGCCCGCUCGGCCAGGGAUUCGCCACCUCCGUCGGCCUCGCCAUCGCCGAAGCACAGCUCGCCGAGCGCUUCGACAACACCAUCGAUCACUUCACCUAUGUGAUCUGCUCGGAUGGUGAUCUUAUGGAAGGCGUCUCCCACGAGGCCGCUUCGCUCGCAGGACACCUCGGCCUCGGCAAGCUCGUCGUCCUCUACGAUGACAACGCCAUCACCAUCGAUGGCACCACCGACAUCAGCUUCACCGAGGAUGUCCUCGCCAGGUUCGAAGCCUACGGCUGGCACACCUCGCGCGUGGCCGAUGGCAACGACGUCGAAGCGCUCGACGCCGCCAUCGAGGUCGCCAAGGAGGAGUCCGACAAGCCAAGCCUCAUCGCCGUGCGCACCAUCAUCGGCUUUGGCUCGCCCAACAAGGCAAACACCUCGUCUUCUCACGGCUCACCGCUCGGUGAUGACGAGAUCGCGCUCUCGCGCAAGGAGCUCGAGUGGCCCCACGAGGAGCGCUUCUUCAUCCCCGAGGAAGCCUACGCCCCCUUCCAUGAAGCCUCCGAUCGCGGCGCCAAACAACGCGCCGGGUGGGAGAAAUCACUCGAAGCCUACGCGUCGAGCAACCCCGAUAAAGCAGCCGAACUCACGCGCAGGCUCGCCGGCGAAUUGCCAGCAGGUUGGAAAGACAACCUCCCCAAAUUCGCACCUGAUGCCAAGGGGAUGGCCACGCGCGCCUCGGGCGGCAAGGUCGUCGCCGCGCUCUACAAGGCGCUCCCCGAACUGACCGGCGGCAGCGCCGACCUCGCGGGCUCGAACAAGACCCUGCACAAGGACUUCGGGAUCUUCGACAGGAACAAGCGCGACGCGCAGAACCUGCACUUUGGCGUGCGCGAGUUCGCCAUGGCCGCCGCCGCCAACGGCAUCUGCCUUCACGGCGGCUCGCGAGGUUUUGGCGCGACCUUCCUCGUCUUCUCCGAUUACAUGCGCCCCGCGCUCAGGUUGGCCGCGCUCAUGCACGAGCCGCAGCUGAUGGUCUUCACACACGACUCGAUCGGCCUCGGCGAGGAUGGCCCCACGCACCAACCCGUCGAGCACGUCAUGUCCUUGCGCAUGAUGCCAAACUACUGGGUCCUUCGCCCAGGCGACGCCAACGAGGUUCGCGAGUGCUGGGAAGCCGCCAUCGAGCGCACCGAUGGCCCUAGCGGCUUGGUGCUCACGCGCCAGAACGUCCCCACGUUCGAUCGCGACGCGCUCGGCACGCGCGGCGACGCCACGCGCGGAGGUUACAUCCUCGCGGAAGCUCCCGACGCCAAGCCACAGGUGAUCCUCAUCGGCACCGGCUCCGAGGUCUCACUCUGCAUGGAGGCAUGGGAGCAACUCAACGAGGCAGGCAUCUCCACCCGCGUCGUCAGCAUCCCUUGCUGGGAGCUGUUCGAGGCACAGGACGCAUCCUGGCGCGAGGAGGUCUUGCCCGCAGCAGUCACCGCGCGCGUCUCCGCAGAGGCUGGCGUCACGUUCGGUUGGGAGCGCUACAUCGGCGCGAACGGCGUCGCCAUCGGCCUCGAUCGCUUCGGCGCAUCGGCUCCCUACGAGGUCCUCUACGAGCAAUUCGGCAUCACCACCGACGCCAUCGUCGCCGCCGCCAAGAACCUUGUCUGA
Messenger RNA from Ostreobium quekettii, 1992 nucleotides. The record is from the annotation of a GenBank genome assembly. Lineage: Eukaryota; Viridiplantae; Chlorophyta; Ulvophyceae; Bryopsidales; Ostreobiaceae.